AUCUCCUCCAAUGGGCGGGGUCUAGGCCCUGAGUGGGGCGGGAUUGCUGCUCACUCCUCCAGUCAGUCGCCUCAAGUUGGUCGGGCAGAAGAGAGCGAGGGAAGCAAAGCCAUGGAGAAGACCCGGCGGCCCGUAGUGGUGACUGGGUUUGGUCCAUUUGGGGAGUAUUCUGUCAAUGCCAGCUGGAUCGCAGUUCAGGAGUUGGAGAAAAUGGGCCUCGGAGAGGAUGUGGAUCUACAUGUCUACGAGAUUCCUGUUGAGUAUCAGGCUGUGCAAAGGCUCAUUCCCGCCUUGUGGAAGAAACACAGCCCGCAAAAGGCUUUUGACUUGUUUUCAAAACAGCUUGUAGUUCACGUGGGACUGUCUGGCAUGGCCACAACGGUGACAUUGGAAAAAUGCGGCCACAACGUGGGCUACCGGGGUUUGGACAACUGUCACUUCUGCCCCGGUUCUGAAUGCUGUAUUGAAGGGGGCCCAGAAUGCAUCGAUUCGAUCAUUGACAUGGACGCCGUGUGCAAGAGAGUCUCUGCGUUAGGACUGGAUGUCACCGUCACGAUAUCAGAGGACGCCGGGAGGUAUCUAUGUGACUUCACAUACUACACUUCCCUGUACCAGAGCCACGGCCGAUCUGCAUUUGUCCACGUGCCUCCCUUGGGAAAACCAUACAGUGCAGAACAGCUGGGCCGUGCACUCCAGGCCAUCAUAGAGGAAAUGCUUAAUGUCUUAGAACAAUCUGAGAGCAACAUCAACUGUCACAACGAACAUUGAACUUGGGCCAAAGUCCCCGCCUCUUUACUUUCCUCAUGGUUGCACUUCCCAAAACUUUUCUCCUGUUCUUACAGAAUCCCAGCUGGCAACGUCCGUGUAGAGGAUUGAGAACAGAAAUGGAUUCCUGGCACUCUGAGGAGAUACAUUUUGGGCGAUCCUCCUUUGCUUCUCUCUCAGUUCCAACCAAACUAGCUCUCGCUAGCUUCUCAGUGUCCCCAUCGGUGUUCAGGUCCCGCAAAGACUGUUAAGUGGAUUGAUUUGCCAGUUAGGCAAUUGCUCCAGUUGUCUAAUGUGCUCCAGUUCAAUUUUGCAAGGUCUUCGUGUUUUCAGAAGGACAGUUAGAUGGUUCCAGUCCACUUGUAGCAAUGCUUUCAGCUGAAAAUGUAGGCCCCUCGUAGGAAGUACUGUUCCCUUUACAGGAAGACGUAUUGCACAUUUGCCAGGAAGCUUGGAAGCUUUUUUUCUUCUCUGCUUGAAACAGAUUCCUCCAAUUUACAUAGUAGAGCUCUGCUCUUCAUGAGGAAUGCUUGGUGAUGGAAAGAGAGGUGGGAACAUUUCCUUUAAUCAACACCUCAUGCCAAAUCUGUCGGUGGCUUUAAAAGAAAAAAGAAAAAAAAAGACCAGAUCUCUUUGGAUUUUGCCUUUUCUGGUUUCUGUAGCCACCCAUUGGUCUGAAAUGUAGAGCUUCUCUUCUCUUCUGGCCUGCUGGCUUAAUGUGCCCUAGGAACUGGUCUCUUCCCCUCUCUCCAAAUAGCCCUACCAUAGCUAUCUUUCCCAGUGCCUCAAAGUGAGAUGCUGCUCAAAUAUCCUUUUGUACCAUAGGAAAAUAACACGGUACAUACCCUUUCCUCAACUUUUCUGCUCUGCUGGGGAGGGUUGAGACUCUGGGUCCAGGUUAGGAUUUUGGCAUUUCUGCUUGCUAGGAGAAGGGGGUGAGGACUUGCUGCCACCAUCUCCUGCCUGGUGAAGGCCUCUUUUGCUUCAGCUCCUGUGUCUGGGCGGAAGUUCCCGUGAUUUCUUCAGCAGAGCAGUUCUCCAGGAAUUUCCUCUGGGCUCUCUCUCCCCUUCCGUAAUGCUUACCUGACGGUGGUCCUUGCCAGCUCUGUAGAAAACGAUGCUGCACUUUUUACCUAGAUGGGAUUAGGGUAUAAUAUUCAUUCAGAAGAUUAAAGACUGUGGGUUUUUUUUUUUUUCCUUUUAAAACGAGCAGUGUUCAACUUCACUCUAAACGGGAAGACUUCGGGGAUGAAGCAGCAGGAAGCAACUUGUUUGGCAGAAUAUGGAGACUUGGCCGCCCUAAAAUCUUGGACAAUGGAAUUGCCCGAUAAAACUGAACUGGCCACAAAAAAUAAGCAACUUCUGCUACGAACGGUCUGGUUUAAAAUGAAACCACUUCUUCUUUGCUGUAAAAUCAUUCUUGUUUGAAUCUCUCUUUCUCUUUAAACUAAUUGAUCCUGCUUUUAUAGUAACUCUCAGUGAGAGCUGCCUUGCGCUUGUCGGCUUGCUAGACCCAGUGGUAAUCUGGUUGCAAGACAAAGGGCUGCUGGGGUUUGAAUGCGUGGCCGUAUUUUGAGACAGUCUUUAUGUCAACCUCAUCUGUAUCCCUUUCUGGGUUGCAGUUUAAAUUGCUCUUAAAUUUGUUUGCACACCAGCCUCUUACUUGCAUUCAAAUUCCAAGCACCCUUGUGUGUGGUAAGUCAGCCAACUUCUUCUGUUUCGUUUAAUAAUUUAUUUUAUUUAAUAUUUUUUGUCCAAAUGUGAUGGCUUCUGUGCUUUUCCUCCCUGCUUCCUUCUCUAGCAAAGGUGGGGUCAUGACAUAGGGUCUACAUUUGUUUUUAGUUUUGCAAGCAGCCUUCUUCCUUGUAAUAUUUUGUAAGAUGGCAAACUGUGCAAGGGGCCUUUUGCCCCCUUUUCUUUAGGAAAAAAAAAACAGCAACGAUGCAGUUUGAGGAACAGAAGGCUGCUGUGUUUAGUUCUAAUAAAGUGUAGCUGUGAAAUUUAUAUAAUCUAUUAGAUGGGUGCAGAUAUGCACAUUGUAUAAAGGCUAUCUCUCUUUGAAAUGAUAAGAAUAGAAGAUCUGGAUAUUUUUUCUUUACGAUGUGAAAUGGCUUAACAUUUAAAUGGAAGGAAAAGUGGGUUGUUAACAAUUAAAAACCUCCUUUUAGGGGACCUGACUUCUUUUCAGAGAGGGUUACCCUUACUAGAAAUUUCUCUCCCUCAUUCUUCCUUUUUUAAAAAUUACAUUUUCUAAGUCUUUGCUAAGGGAAUGGGAUUUUUCAGGCUUCACUGCAAAAUCCUUUGCAAGGUUGGAGUGACUUGAUUUCAAAGAAAGCUUUUUGGAACGGUGAGAAGAUCCUGUGGAUUUGACAAUACUUCAGUUUGCAGUCACCCUGUAGCAGCAUUUCCCAACCUUGGUAAUUUUAAGAUAGCAAUAGCAAUAGCACUUAACACUUAUAGACUGCUCCAUAGUGCAUUCUCUAAGCGGUUUACAGUGUCAGCAUAUGCCCCCAACAAUCUGGGUCCUCAUUUUAUCGACCUCAAAAGGAUGGAAGGCUGAGUUAACCUUGAGCCAAUCAGGAUCGAACUCCCAAUUGUGGGCAGAGUCAACCUGCAAUACUGCUUUCUAACCACUGCAUCACCAUGUUUUCUGGCUCGGGAAUUCUGGGAGUUGAAGUUCAGAUCUCUUAGAAUUGUCAAGGUUGGGAAAAGGUGCCCUACAAUAACUCAAUUUCUGACAAUAUGAGUUCAAGGAAGAGCGUCAAGCAUCGUGCUCUGUCCAUACUGACACAAGGGUUCUUCCGCUAGUCCUCUGCCAUCCUUGUGUGUUUUUCCUUCCAUGAAACUUUUAAACCCCUAAUAAUCACACCAUGGGUUGGGUGUGUUCAAAAACUUCUGAAUCCGUACCUUUUCUGGAGAACAUGAUGCUCUAAACAUGAAUUCUGACUUAGAAUAUGUAUCAGAUAAAUACAGGUAAUCCUUGACUUACGACCACUUGGGACCAUGGCUAAACAAAGUGGUGGUUAAGAGAGUCAUGCUCCUUUAUGACUAUUUUGGCCAUCGUUUAGCAAAUCACGGCAGUUAAGUGAAUCAUGCCAUCAUUAAGCAAAUCCAGUUUCCCCCAUUCUUUGCUUGUCGGAAGCUGGCUAGGAAUGUUGCUUAGAUGUUUAUAAGACCCUAGGACACUGCAACUGUUGUAAAUACAUGCCUGUUGCCAGGUGCCCAAAAUUAGCUGACAUAAUAACCCUGGGAAUGUUGCGAUGUAAGGACCAAUCAAAGCCCCCUUUUCAGUGUAAUUUUUGAACAGUCACUAAAUGAAUAGUUGUAAGUCAAGGAUACUGGUAUUUAGUACAAAUGGAUUAAAAAUUAUUGCUUAUUCAUUUUGCAUCCCUCUAAUUGACAACUUCAGUUAACUGGGAUGUAAAUUAUUACGACAGCAAUCUGAAACAUUUUCUUAACCAGCUGUUUUUAAAGCAAAAUCCAUUGUGUUUAGCACAUGUUAGUAUUGUGUGCAAACAAUUUCGGAGUUUUGCUUGGAAACUUAUUUUCAAUGGGAGAUGGGUAAAUGUGUGAACAAACUAUUCAAUAGUAUCUUUAAAUUGUUUAAAACGGUUGAGAAUGUUGAAUUUGGUACAGGAAAGAGGUGUGCAUGUAACCUAAAACUUCUCAAGAGAACUUUUGCCCAGAAUUUGGGGAGGGGGAAGGGAAAUCAGGCUUUGGAGUGAAGUUUUCUGGUGGGAGGUGUGGCAUGGCUCUGAAACAACGGCCCAGAGGACAGUUGCUUUUCUUAAUGCACAAUAUAGGGUGCUUAUUGUAUAAAACAUUUUAAGCCUUAUUGUGGUAUCAGCCCAGCCAAAGCCCCGCAGAAUGCAAAGACUGUGGUUUUGGGGAUCUCUCUGAUUUUCACAUGUUGUCUCAGCAUGUAGAGAGAAAUUUAAAAGUGGAUAACUCUGCUUUCCAGCUUCCAACUCUAUGACUGAGGUUGGGAUCAGAACCCUGGAUUAUGCCUGCUGCGGCAUGCUUUUUCUUUCUGGUACAUCUGCACACCCACUCCCAGAUGUGCAGGAGGGAGGAGAUCUCUUUAUACUACAAAUUGGGGCUGUUGCCCUACUUCACCAGCUCUGAUUGGACCUCCGUAUCUCUAGUGUUUUUCUAAUGAAAAUGUUGCCUGGCCAGCUUCCACAGUGGGGCUGGCAUAAAGAGGUGGGAGUGGACGAGGACUGGUGAACAGCAAUUUGAUCAUCGGCACAGUGUCCUCUGAUAACUGUCCCAUCGGUUGCAAUCUUCCACACUGCUAAACCAAAAUUUGCCUUGCCGACUACCGAGACUCAGUCUAGCAACAACAGCAAUGUAAUUAUUACUUAUUUGAUAAUUCCUAAUCUUUUCCCCACUAUCCCAAAAGAAUUUGAAAACCCAGAAGCCCCCCAGAGUCCUCUAGUUCAGGAGAGGGCACCUAUGACAACUUUAUGACCUGUGGAUUUCAACUUCCAGAAUACCCGAGUCAGCAUGACUCAGGAAUUCUGGGAAUUGAAGUCCACAGGUCAUAAAGUUGCUAUAGUUGGCCACCCCUGCUCUAUUUGGACACUGGCCCUUGUUAAAAGAAACCAGAUUUUUUUAAACCAGCACUUAAACGGGAGUUUUAGUUAUGGUUUCUUCCCAAAAGUAAAUACCUAACUUUUAGAAUGGAUUUGUAAAUCAUUUUCUACUAUCAAAUAUGGAACACUGUUCAUUCCUUAGUAUCAGUUAGGCUAUACUUACCUAAAAGAAACCUAUUUAGUCAGAACGACAAAAUUAUUCACCUGCUACAGCUAGUCCUCAACUUAUGACCACAAUUGGGGCAAGAAUUUCCAUUGCCUCGCAAGAUGGUUAAAUGAGUCGUGCCUGAUUUUAUGACUUUUUUUGCCAUGGUUGUUAAGUAAAUCAUUUCCAUUGUUAAGGCACCACAUGGUUGUAAAGCAAAUCCAGCUUUCCCCAUUGACUUUGCUGGCCAGAAGGUGGCUGGGGAGGUCGCAAAUGGCAGUCACACAUGACCACAGAAUGCUGCAACCAUUGUAAAUACAUGCUGGUUGCCUAACACCUGAAUGUUGAUCACAUGACCGUGGGGAUGCUGCAACCGUCAUAAGCACAAGAAUUGGCUGUAAGUCUAUUUUUUUUCAGCGCCAUUGUAACUUCAAAUGGUCACUAAACAAAGUCGAGGACUACCUUUAUAUAUCUCACAAAAUAGUCCAUUGCUAAAAGAAAUGGAUACAAAGCAGUUUAGCCCAGCUGAUCAUCCAGUUAAUUGAUGUUCUAUUGACACGUCAAGGAAUUCAGAGGCUCCAGUGAGUAUCCAAUUUUUGGACAGACUCAAAAGUACCCUUUGUGUUUUCUCUUUAGGGCAGGAAUGUCCACCUUUGGCAACUUUUAAGACCUGUGGAUUUCAACUCCCAGAAUUCCCCAGCCAGCCACAAGUCUUACAGUUGCCAGGGUUGGACACCCCUCCUCUACAGCAGACGUUGCGCAACAUAUCGGAGCUUUUUCACCAUUGCCAGCAAUGAUGAAACCGGCCCACGGGCCGGCAGUUUGACACCCCUGCUCUAGAGGCUGCAGACUGACUGUUGCAGCCAUCAUCUUGGGUUUUUAACCAUAUGCUGCAGACACCCCUGGAUACCUUUGUCUAGACACUGCAGUUCCAGAGGAUUCAGCAGAGUUCCUCUACUCUGGCAAUGCAUCAGAUUACCUCUCAAAAACGGCACAUGGCUCAUGUGCCUGCCCUUCAUUUCUGCAGCUCCUUUGAGACUGACCAUCUGCUAAAGUUGCCGAAUUUUGUCAAGGUCUGGAGUCCUGACCUCUGAAUCACCUGAAAUGGUUUUGUUUUCCUUUGAGUUCUCUGACUUUGUUUUCAUUCUGUUUUCAUCUCCUCAGGAAUCUGUUUUCAUUAAAGCUCCAGACCUUUGUUUCACCUUCCCCUGCCCCUUCUAUGGCUAACUAGAAAAUGUAAUUUAUUCUAUAAUUUCCCUUUUUUUUUUGCAAACCAGUUAAUUUUAGGGGACGGUUGUUUUUUUCCACAGAACCACUGUCUUCAGUACUAAGCACCUGCAUAUUUUUUAUGGUUGCAUUAAACUCAUUUUAUUUAAUCAAUUAAAAA
Crotalus tigris (Tiger rattlesnake) is the source of this 6892-nucleotide messenger RNA. RefSeq names its product pyroglutamyl-peptidase I (gene PGPEP1). Gene Ontology annotation, molecular function: pyroglutamyl-peptidase activity. Gene Ontology annotation, biological process: proteolysis. Gene Ontology annotation, cellular component: cytosol. The record is from RefSeq and is a predicted model, not a curated record. NCBI's taxonomy places the organism in Eukaryota, Metazoa, Chordata, Lepidosauria, Squamata, Viperidae. The coding region runs from base 112 to 768 and encodes 218 amino acids. The transcript has 5 exons.